Messenger RNA from Malassezia pachydermatis, 744 nucleotides. Its product is annotated as adenylate kinase. Gene Ontology annotation, biological process: nucleobase-containing compound metabolic process. The transcript has 3 exons. Gene Ontology annotation, cellular component: mitochondrion; cytoplasm. The record is from RefSeq and is a predicted model, not a curated record. The coding region runs from base 1 to 744 and encodes 247 amino acids. Lineage: Eukaryota; Fungi; Basidiomycota; Malasseziomycetes; Malasseziales; Malasseziaceae. Gene Ontology annotation, molecular function: AMP kinase activity; ATP binding.
AUGGCGUCGGCAGUCCGGCAGGUCCUGCGCCAGGUUGGUGGGGGAGGAGCCGCGCAGCAUUCCUUGCGUAUGCUCAUGGUAGGAUGCCCGGGCUCAGGCAAAGGGACCCUUUCUGAACGCAUCGUGAAAGAGUUUCCUGUCGAACAUGUCACGGCUGGCGAUAUUUUGCGUCGGCAUAUUCGUGAUGGUACCGACAUUGGCCUAGAAGCUGCGAAAGUCAUCCGGGCUGGCCGUCUUAUGCCGGAUGAGACGAUGAUGGAGCUCAUUCAUUCCGAAUUAAAGAUGCUGGGCGAAAAGAACUGGAUUCUCGAUGGGUUCCCACGCACCCUUGGGCAAGCAGAGCUACUUACGGCGACUCUGGUCGCUGCUGAGCACCCACUUUCGUUGGUCGUCAACCUGGUCGUGCCAGAAGAGGUCAUUUUGCAGCGUAUUUUGGACCGGUGGACACACAUUCCUUCGGGCCGCGUAUAUAAUAUGUCGUUCAAUCCACCGAAAUGCCCUGGCUUUGAUGAUAUUACUGGUGAACCGUUGGAGAAGCGAGAGGAUGAUAACCCAGAGACGUUCAAGAAGCGCAUCGCUGCCUUCCACGAGAAGACCGAGCCGAUGAUCUCACUGUUCCGCUCCAUGUCGUGCCCGACGGAUCCUUCGCGGCCGUUGGUCGUGGACUUGGCCGGCUCGACCAGCAACGAAAUCUGGCCCAAGCUGCAACAUGUUCUUCGCGAACGAUUCCCUUACUUUACAUAG